Molecule: messenger RNA, 695 nt
Organism: Oppia nitens
Lineage: Eukaryota; Metazoa; Arthropoda; Arachnida; Sarcoptiformes; Oppiidae
Exons: 2
Coding region: 190-618 (142 amino acids)
Source: RefSeq, a predicted model, not a curated record
AUACAAUAUGUACAGUAGUUGUAGUGUAUAUGCAAUGCAUUGCUAAUCAAUAACAAACACAUAUUGAUGUCAACUGUCAGUCAAUCCAUUGGAUGACAAAUCCAUUUAAAUACCCAAUCGUUGACUUCUGUCAAUCAGUCUGUCUGUCUGUCGCUAUCUGUCCGUCCGAUCUGUGAUUUUUGGCCACCAAUGAAGUCGUCGUCGACUUCGUGCAAAUGUACUAAAUCGUCGAAAAUUGUUUGUCCCGAUUCCGGUUGUGGUGGUCGUCAUCGACAACAACAACAGCGACGACGCGAUGACCACCGAUCGUCGAAACGCGUGGCAACACAUUCGCGGCCAACCAGUCGAUACGGGCCGAAGCACUGGAAGAAAUUGCUUAUCGAUAAGUAUUUUGGCCGUCAAUUGGCACUGAACAGCACCACCACAUUCAACGAUUUAUCCGCCAAUCGGUUCAAUGGCAACGGCAACGUAUGUCACGAUUCGCUCAAAGUGGUCAUCUGGUUGUCCCAAUGCUCGUCACACAUGCAGCCAAUGACCGCCGCCGAGACUAUUGUUAAACAUCAAGUCUUGGACUGCGAAGACGUAUCCGAUGUCGACAUCGAAGAGUAUAUCGAUUGAGUGGUGAAAAAGAUUUGAUAUAUACUUCAGAGCUAUCUUUUACCGGUAAUUGCUUUCAUUGUUCAAACAUUAGCCAA